AAUUUAUCUUAGGGCUUUGCCAUCACCAGAGGUACAUAUCUUACUAAGGCAAAUUCCAUCCCAUCUGAGUUCAAAUCAGAUUUGUACUUUUCACAAUGGAACAUUUUCUCGCUUUGCUGAGUCUUUUGGGAGCUUUUCUACAUGACUCGAUUCAAUGCACUGCCCCGGCCUCAGAGUUUCAGCUUGAAGGAGAGUAUUUGAUUGGUGGACUUUUUGAUAUUCAUCAAAGUGUUCCUGUUUAUCACGACAGACCAGAAGCAAUCGACUGCUCAAGUCAACCCUUCCUUCUCCCAAAUUAUCGAAUGUUUCAGUUGAUGAGAUUCGCUGUACAAGAAAUCAAUAACUCCACCAGCCUCCUGCCGAACGUAUCUCUCGGCUAUGAGAUAUUUGAUCAUUGCUCAUCGACACAGAACUUUCCAGAUAUUUUCAAACUAAUCUCAAUCAAUGGUUUAAUCCAACCUUGGGUUGAACCACACUGGCAACAAGCACAUAAGAUAAAUGUGUCCAAAGUGAUCGCAGUGGUUGGUCCUUUUACAAGCACUCAGGUCCUGACUGUGGCCCCACUUUUGAUGGUGGAUCUCAUUCCUGUGGUCAGCUAUGGAUCUUCGAGUUCUGUCUUGUCAAAAAAAACACUUUUUCCAUCUCUACUACGAACAGUCCAUCCCAAUAACGCCGUCAUAAAUGCUAUUGUUGCAAUUAUUCAGCAUUUCAACUGGCGCUGGGUUGCUUUUCUUAACAGUGAUAACGAGUAUGGCAUUGAUGGAGUGGAGUUGUUCAUAAAGAAGAUCAAGGACACUGAGAUUUGCCUGGCAUACACCAAAAGCCUCAAUGACAAUACAAAUUACGCCCUUAUGUUCAAACAGAUAGAAUCACAGAAAAUAGGUAUCAUUGUUGUUUUUGCUCCAAAAAUGACUGUUGAAGAUCUCAUUGAGUCCGCUAUAAAACUAAAUGUCACAAGCAAGGUGUGGAUUGCAGAUGAGGGAUGGUCCUUAAACAAGAAGCUCCCCAAGAAGAAAGGAAUCGAAAAUAUUGGAACUGUACUUGGAGUGUCUCAGCCAGUGAUGACAAUACCUGGUUUUAGCGACUUUAUAUAUUCUUCCAAAAGCCAGACCCACUGUGAAAACGCAGAGGAAGAUAUAUUGUGUAACCAAGUUUGUAAUUGCAGCAGUGUGAGUGCAGAAGAUGUCAUCACUGCAGACCCAUCUUUCUCUUUUUCUGUUUAUGCUGCUGUAUAUGCCACCGCCCAUGCCUUACACAACACCUUACAAUGUGCCACUGGGAGAUGUGAUGACAAUACCACAGUGUUCCCACACAUGGUUUUAGCAGCGCUGAAGGAGUCAAACUUUACACUUUUAAAUCAACGUAUACGAUUUGAUGAGAACGGAGACCCCACAUUUGGAUUUUAUUCAAUAGUUUUCUGGAACCAAAGUGGUGACGCAGAGGAGAUCGGCUUUUAUAUAUUUCACCCAUCAGACCAAUUGUUCAUCAACAACACCAAAAUUCUGUGGAAUCCAAAUGGAGAAGAGCCGACUUCCCUGUGUUCCCAAGAAUGUGCUGUUGGAUUUGCAAAAAAGACAAAUGGAAUGCACGAAUGCUGCUUCAAUUGUAAUAUCUGUCCUGAUGGAACUUACAUUAACAUUACAGAGGAUCCCUACGAGUGCAUCAACUGUAAGGAAACAGAAUGGUCUGCAGCAGGAAGCACAUCAUGUAAUCUGCGGGAGUUGGAGUUCGUCCCAUUCACAGACAUUGGUGCCAUACUGAUCAUGGUGGGAGCCUGGGCCUUGGUGGUCCUCACAGUAGCCAUGUCCGUUCUCUUUGCCAUCAACUACAACACACCUGUCGUCAGAUCUGCAGGGGGGCCGAUGUGCUUCCUCAUUUUUGGCUGCCUGUGUCUGUCUAAUGUCAGUGUGUUCUUUUACUUUGGUAAGCCCACCGGUUCUUCUUGUGUCAUGAGACUCUUACCAUUUCUCUUGUUUUACACCGUUUGUCUAUCAUGUUUUGUGGUGCGAUCUUUCCAAAUUGUUAGCAUUUUCAAAAUGGCUGCCAAGUUCCCAAAGCUCCACAGUGUGUGGAUAAAGUAUCAUGGACAGUGGCUGUUCAUCACGCUGGCAUUUGUUACUCAGGCACUCUUACUUCUUUUUGGCAAUAUGUUUGCACCUUGCAAGCCCCACAAUGAAACCUCCUGGUACCCAGACAAAACCGUCCUUGUUUGUGAGAUGAAUAUCAAAGCAUCCAUCGGUCCUGUGGUUUUACUUGUGUCUCUGUGCUUCCUUUGCUUUGUUUUCUCAUACAUGGGCAAAGACCUUCCUAAAAAUUACAAUGAAGCCAAAGCAAUAACCUUUUGUCUGCUCCUGCUGAUCCUCACAUGGAUCAUCUUUGCCACUGGAUUCUUACUUUACAAGAGCAAGGACAUCCAGACACUUAACGCCCUGGCAAUACUCUCAAGUCUCUACUCCUUUCUGUUGUGGUAUUUCAUGCCAAAAUGCUACAUCAUAAUUUUCCAAUCCCACAUAAACACUCAGGAGUACUUCCAAGGUCUCAUUCAGAAUUAUACCAAAACAAUCAGCAAGUAGCACUUCCAGUCAAUUUUAGUCUGUAGACAGAAAAAGUUAUGUAGUCUUCUGAAAACAUUCAAGGUAGAGCUUAGGCUUUUAACUAGUAUUUGUAUUCUAUACUAUAGUAUGUAUUCUGUGCUAUAUCUACACCUCACCACCGCCCCGUCCUAAUUCAGAAUAUAUUGAGAAAAAAAAUCAAAAGAACAAAUAAAGGAGCACCCUGUAGACAAGUGUUUACAGUACAUUUUGUUUCCACGUUAAAUAGGAACCGACAGGCCACACACAAAAAGAAAGAAAAGAAAAUAACAACAAUGGUUUUCCUUCAAAUUGAUCAGCAUUCAAGCCCAUCUUUGCAACUUUUGCGAGCUCUCAUUUCUCAGAAUGUCUGCAUGUAGUACAUCAAUAUACAUUUUGAUGUCGGUAAAUCAUUGCUUAAACAUAUUUUAAAGUUAUAAAUCCUACAAGGAAUUAUUUUAAGCCCAUGUAAUAAUUAAAAUAUUGGUAUAUA
Molecule: messenger RNA, 3063 nt
Organism: Gasterosteus aculeatus aculeatus (three-spined stickleback)
Lineage: Eukaryota; Metazoa; Chordata; Actinopteri; Perciformes; Gasterosteidae
Product: taste receptor type 1 member 1
Biological process (GO): G protein-coupled receptor signaling pathway
Cellular component (GO): plasma membrane
Molecular function (GO): G protein-coupled receptor activity
Source: RefSeq, a predicted model, not a curated record